Molecule: messenger RNA, 1901 nt
Organism: Drosophila pseudoobscura
Lineage: Eukaryota; Metazoa; Arthropoda; Insecta; Diptera; Drosophilidae
Product: apyrase
Exons: 8
Coding region: 213-1886 (557 amino acids)
Biological process (GO): AMP catabolic process
Cellular component (GO): plasma membrane
Molecular function (GO): nucleotide binding; metal ion binding; hydrolase activity, acting on ester bonds
Source: RefSeq, a predicted model, not a curated record
AUCAGUUUGCUCGAAGCGAGGAGGGAAGGGAUAGCUGAUCUGGUAUCUGUCAUUUCAGCUCAGAGAGCCCGAGUUCCAUUCAGUUUUUGCGGUCAAUGAAGUGCUUGAAGUUUUGGCCGUUCAGUUGCUUUAUCGACAGCACUUGGGUUGGGUGGACAAAUUGAACUGUUUUGCGGUUUUUGUUGAUUAAAGCACUUGUGACCGGGCAAAAAAUGCAGUUCAUGUUCAUCCGACUGAUGGGAUCAGUGAUGAUCCUGGCACUUGCCACGAUUCCUGGAAUGGAGGCUGCCGAGAAAGGAUUCCCACUUUCCCUAAUACACAUAAACGACUUCCAUGCCAGAUUCGAACCCACGGACACCAGCGGUGGCGUCUGCGACAGCGGCGAGGAGUGCAUCGGUGGCUAUGCCCGCACCGUCUACACUGUGAAGCGCCUUCUCGAGGAGCAGAAGGACUUCAACCCGAUCUACAUAAAUGCGGGCGAUAGCUUUCAGGGUACUCUCUGGUACAAUAUUGGCCGCUGGAACGUCACCCAAGAGUUCCUCAAUAUGCUGCCGGCCGACGUCAUGACGCUAGGCAACCACGAAUUCGACCACGGGGUCGAGGGCGUCGUGCCCUUCCUAGAGACCAUUGACACGAACAUGCUGGUGGCCAACAUGGACUGCGCUCACGAGCCCACCAUGGAGGGUUUGUACAACAAGUCGAUGAUCAUCGAGCGGGGAGGUCGCAAGAUUGGACUGAUUGGCGUCAUCCUGGAGACUACAUACGACCUGGCCAACACAGGCAAGUUGAACUUCCGCAACGAGAGCGACACUAUUCGAGAAGAGGCGCAGCUGCUAAAGGCCCAGGGGGCCAACAUCAUCAUCGUGAUCUCGCACUGCGGCUACGAUGUGGACAAGGAGAUAGCGGCUAACGCCGGUGACUGGAUCGAUGUAAUUGUCGGCUCCCACUCGCACACCUUCCUGUACACGGGCGACCCGCCGGGUCCACAUAAACCAGCAGGUGACUAUCCCACCGAAGUCAUUCACAGCUCCGGCCACCGCGUGCUCAUCGUCCAGUCAUCGGCCUACGCCAGAUACGUGGGCAAUCUGACCGUCUAUUUUGACGACAACGGCGACGUUCUGGACUUCGAGGGUGCCCCUCUUUACAUGGGAUCGGAGGUACCAGAAGAUGAUGUGGUCCUGCAGGCCCUGCGUCCCUGGCAGGCCGAGCUGGAAGCCGCAUCCAAUAGGAUUGUGGGACAGAGCCGAGUGUAUCUGCAGCAGAGCCAAUGCUCCAAGGGCGAAUGCAACCUGGGCAAUCUCUACACAGACGCCAUGCUGCAUGCAUUUCUUAGUGAUGCAACGCCUUCCGGAUCCAAUUGGAGUAAUGUGACCAUUGCCUUAACAACGCAGGGGAAUUUCCGGGUGCCCAUCCCAGCUGGCAACAUAACAUAUAAGCAGCUGGUUGCCAUGUGCCCUUGGGAAAAUCGCCUGGUUUCCCUGGCCCUGCGGGGCCAACAUUUAUGGGAUCUGUUAGAGGACAGUGUGGCGCCCAUGGAUUCCAGCUCGUCGGCGCCGAGGUCGUCCAGAUUCCUGCAGGUGUCAGGACUCCGCGUUAACUACAACAUAUCGGCUACCAUGGGUCAACGUGUGGUCAGUGUCCGCGUUCGAUGCUCCAACUGCGAAGUUCCCGACUACAGGCCCCUGAAACUAGCCAACACGUACCGUUUAGUGGUCAUGGAGUACCUGGCCAACGGCAAAAACGGGUUCAACUUAAUUAGCGACAAUGCUGAGCAUCUAGAGAUCGGACCUCUUGACUUGGAUGCCUUGAUGUACUAUAUGCGCGCAGUUGGACCUAUUAUAACAGGCAUUGAGAAGAGAAUCAAUAUUGUAAAUGACAUAUCAUAAAACGUCGUUGCUCUA